This is a messenger RNA of Pogoniulus pusillus (Red-fronted tinkerbird), 3501 nucleotides long. It is a transcript of the gene PANK2, whose product is annotated as pantothenate kinase 2. The transcript is spliced from 7 exons. The coding region runs from base 80 to 1366 and encodes 428 amino acids. Gene Ontology annotation, biological process: coenzyme A biosynthetic process. Gene Ontology annotation, molecular function: ATP binding; pantothenate kinase activity. Gene Ontology annotation, cellular component: nucleus; cytosol. The record is from RefSeq and is a predicted model, not a curated record. NCBI's taxonomy places the organism in Eukaryota, Metazoa, Chordata, Aves, Piciformes, Lybiidae.
UGGCGGCGGUGGCUGCGGCGGCAGCUGAGGAGCGCGGCGCAGCGGGGCGGGCGGCCCAUGGGGUCGGGCCGCGCUGCGGAUGGAGCCGCUGCGCAAUGGCGGCAGCGCGGAGGAAAAGCCGCGGCGGCGAGGCGGAGGUGGGGGUACGGCCGAGGCCGGAGCCCCGAGGCGGCGGAGCAGCGGCGCGGCGGGGGUUGACAGCGCGGCGGGGCCGCAGCCCCGCGAGCGAGGCGGCUCCGUCAGCCGCCAGCGCCGGGACUCGGUCCGCAAGAACCGCCCGCUCUUCCCUUGGUUUGGCCUGGAUAUCGGAGGCACCUUGGUCAAACUGGUGUAUUUUGAACCAAAGGACAUCACAGCUGAAGAAGAGGAGGAAGAAGUGGAAAACCUGAAGAGCAUCCGGAAAUACCUGACCUCCAACGUAGCCUACGGCUCGACAGGCAUCCGGGAUGUGCACCUGGAGCUGAGGGAGCUGACCCUGUGUGGGCGCAAAGGCAAUCUGCACUUUAUUCGCUUCCCUACCCAUGACAUGCCUGCUUUUAUUCACAUGGGCAGCCAGAAGCACUUCUCCAGCCUCCACUCCACCUUAUGUGCCACGGGAGGGGGAGCCUACAAAUUUGAGCAGGACUUUCGCACAAUGGGUGACCUUCAGCUGUGUAAGCUGGACGAGCUCGACUGCCUUAUUAAAGGGGUUCUCUACAUUGAUUCCGUUGGCUUCAACGGGCGCUCCGAGUGCUACUACUUUGAGAACCCAACGGAUGCUGAACGCUGUCAGAAGCUCCCAUUCAACCUGGAGAACCCCUACCCUCUGCUUCUGGUCAACAUUGGCUCAGGGGUCAGCAUUUUGGCUGUGUAUUCAAAGGAGAACUACAAACGGGUAACGGGCACCAGCCUUGGGGGAGGAACCUUCUUUGGUCUCUGCUGCCUUCUUACUGGCUGCUCCACCUUUGAAGAAGCCCUUGAGAUGGCAUCCCGUGGAGACAGUACCAAAGUGGACAAACUGGUGCGGGACAUUUAUGGAGGAGACUACGAGCGAUUCGGCUUGCCAGGCUGGGCUGUAGCCUCCAGCUUUGGAAAUAUGAUGAGCAAGGAGAAGAGGGAAUCUGUCAGCAAAGAGGACCUCGCCAAGGCCACCUUGAUAACCAUCACCAACAACAUUGGCUCCAUAGCACGGAUGUGUGCGCUCAACGAGAACAUCAACCGAGUGGUGUUCGUUGGGAAUUUCCUCCGGAUCAACACCAUCUCCAUGAGGCUCCUGGCCUAUGCUCUGGACUACUGGUCCAAGGGACAGCUGAAAGCACUUUUCCUGGAACAUGAGGGUUAUUUUGGUGCAGUUGGUGCUCUCCUGGAACUGCUGGAUUCAGCCUGACCCUGGGCAGAGCUGCACCUGUGUCACUAAAGCCACGUUUUGCUUCCAAGUGUCUGCUCAGUGGAGCAUCACCCACCCUGAGAAGGCAAGGAGUGGUGUUUGUGUUUGUGUUUGAAGUCACCUUCCACGGCAGCACAGCUUUGGCCAGAGGACUUUGGACCUGGAUGUGCUGACUGGAGGUGGCAGCUGUGUCUGCAGCAUCUGUGAGGUGUUCAGCGACUGACAGCUGAGAGCCCUUUCUGCCUUCAGUGGUGGGGAUGUCCCUGCAGCUGUGCACUGCAUCGAGGGGCCUGUGGGUGCUGAGUGUCUGCAGUGGUUUGUGUUUGCACAGGGAAGGGAAUUGUCUGUAAAGGGGAGGGAGCAGCAUGGCACUGGCACCUCUGUUUCCUCUGUGCCACUUCCUGCUGGGCACCAGCAGGCUGUCAGGGAGCUUCAGUGCCCCUUCCUGCUGCUCCUCACUGAUUGUGUGCCAGAGACAGGGUGAGACACAAACGCUGUCUCUGGUUGGCUCCCAGUUUGGCCUGUUCCACCCUGUACAGACCACAGCACCCAUCAGGAGUCUGUCAGCCUCCCAGCUCGUGAUCCACCAGAAGCAAACGUGAGGAUGGAACUCUGUUGGCUUUUUGUUUGGUUUUCCUUUUCCCUUCCUCUGCUCUGAAACCUGGCUGCACAUAACUGUACCAAAGAGCUCCUUUCUUCCAGUUCCACGCUGGGGAUCUUCUCUGCCAUGCCCCAUUUUGCAUUCAUUACCUGGCCAUAGCUCCAAGGGAAGCCUCUUCCUCCCCUGUUCUCCUCUCCAUAUCUUCCCUGCACACCACCCUGCAAGCAGCUGCCAGCUGAGUGCUGCUGUUUGCAGCCCCUGGAGCCAUUGUGGGCUUGGAGAUGGCUGAGUGAGCUCUGAAUAAAGGCAGUGGAGAUGCUGGCAGCGGGCAGCAGUUUGCAGAAGAGAAGCAGCACGCCCAAGGUUUGUUGUCUCAUCUUCCUUCUGUGUCUCCUGCUUUUUGAUGAUGCAGAUUGGACCUUGAGUUGUGAUGAAGGAGGUCUGGAGUGCACAGAGUGCUCCUCUUGUGGAGGCUGUGCUGGUAGCACCAGUGCAGGCAGGGAGUGUGAAGAGCUGCUUCUCUGAAGAGCACAGCAAUAGGUUCAUGGUGUGAGUUGGCCUGCAAAGGACCUUCAAAGAUCCUCUAGUCCAUGGGCUGGGACACCUGCAACUAAACCAGUUUGCUCAGGGCCCUAUCCAGCCUGGCCUUGAACACCUCCAGGGAUGGGGCAUCCACAGUUUCCUAGGCAGACUGCACCUGGGACUUGCUUUAUUUUCAGUACUCAUGAAACCACACAAAGGAUGCCCCAGGGAAGUGUACAAACCCAGCUCCACUUGGAGCUGCUGCCUGCAGGUGCCCUAAGCUUGACUCUUUCUCAGCCCCAGGUCUCCAUCCUCGCAGUCACAGCCUGGGCCCUGGUGUAACUCGUGGAAAAGAAACAUGCUUUGCUUUUUGGAGCUGUCCUUGUGCCAGGAGCUGCUUCUCUCUGCAGUGUGGUGCUUCUGUGCUGCACUGGGCUGGUGAGGACUAGGUGGGUUUUACACAGACCAUGUCGGUGUGGGGAGGGUCCACCAGCCUGCCCCAGGUCCUCAUCCCACAGAGAAGAGCUGCUGUUUGCCUUCAGCAUUGGCAGCUUUUGGGAGCUGAAGAAUGACCAAAAGAAGCAGCAGCUUUGAUACUGCACAGAAGGGAGGUGCAGAGAGAUGAAGAACCUCUGCAGAGGGAGGGACCUCUACAACCCUACAGCUCAACCUACAAGUCUUAGUCAGCUGAGGAACCUCUGCAGAGCUGAGAAACAUCCAUGGUGUUGAGGAACCUCUACAGGACUUGGGAGCCUCUGCAGAGCUGAGAAAGCUGCAGGGCUGAGGAACCUCUGCAGAGCUGAGGAACCUCCAUAGCAGCACAAAUCAGCCUCCAAGUCCCUAGGCAGGCUGGUGUCCCUAGGAGCAGCAUCCUACUGGUUCUCCACUGUUGCUUCUCCACUUCUCUGUGUGUCACUCCUGCUGUGGCCUCUGCGUGGCCCCUGUGCUGUCUGCUGUCCAUCACCAAAGUCCCUGAUGUAUUUCUUUUGUAAACUGAUUUUUUUCUCUCCUA